This is a messenger RNA of Cantharellus anzutake, 4157 nucleotides long. Its product is annotated as enhancer of polycomb-like-domain-containing protein. The record is from RefSeq and is a predicted model, not a curated record. NCBI's taxonomy places the organism in Eukaryota, Fungi, Basidiomycota, Agaricomycetes, Cantharellales, Hydnaceae. The transcript is spliced from 7 exons. Bases 387 to 3812 code for a protein of 1141 amino acids. Gene Ontology annotation, biological process: regulation of transcription by RNA polymerase II. Gene Ontology annotation, cellular component: piccolo histone acetyltransferase complex.
ACACACAAGCCAGUGUCUACCCUCUACUAAAACAACACCUUGUUGGAAGCAGGGUCUCCCCAUCAAGAUGGACAUAUGUUAGCGGUGGUGAGGAAGAUGAAAUGGAUGGGCAGAGCGACAAGCGUUACCGGUGACUUUCGGAGCUAAAUAUGCACCUCCGAGGCAUUAAUUUGACGCCUCAUCACACUUCGCGGCACCACCACAAGGUCUGUACCACUUAUAUCGUCCGUGCACACUUCGCCAUCGUCGAAGGAUAUUCCACGGGCCCAAGCGAUAAAAGGGCCAAAUGCAGUUACCGUAAAAUCAAAUAUCACGUGUGCAUUCGGUCACAACGGCGGCCCCAAAAGUACUGACGUGGCCCCCAGCGCACAACUUCCAACACUUCCAUGGGCCGCCUCGAUAAGGUGGUCUCCUCGGCGGCUACUGGUGGCGGCCUAAGGACUCGAAACCGCGUCACAAACAAGACCCGUCUCAAGGUUAUUGACGGCGAUGUUGAAGAUGCCGAACUUGUCUUCAUUGAGGAAGACUCGGAUAAGAACAAGGUCCUGGAUACGGCGGGCGUCGAACAUGAGGAUGCCAAGGAAGAGCAUUUGGUCAAAGUCCUCGCCGCGGCUACCCAACGGAUUUCAGGCCGUAUCCCCAAAUCAACCGAAGAGAAACCAUCAACAGCACAUAUUCCCAUACCCGAUGCUACAGGUGUCGUCGACAACUAUUUGGAGCACUACCCAGAAGGUGUUUGGACCGACCCAGCGGCUUAUGUCAAGUCUUCGGACACGGUUGAGGAGUGUGUCGAUGGUGCCAUUCUCGGCGGGUCGACAUACGACAUGGACGAACGCGACGUUGAAUGGCUGCAGAAGAACAACAGCAUCGCCCUUGGCGAAGGCUCAAGUAGCGCAAUUCCCUCGCCGACUCGCAAUGUCAAAACCCGGGGCAAGGACAUUGCUUCAGACCGACUUUCUUUUGUCAUCACCGAGGACGAGAUAGAACUCGUGAUGGGUCUGUUCGAGAAGUUCACCGACGAGAAAUGCCCUUUCCUUCACCUUGACAUCAAGGGCCUCCCGCCAUUGUCCGAGUACGAGCCGCUCUUCGCCACCCCCCUGUCCCCAACUCUUUUCGCCUCGUUCAUAGUUCCUCCCCAUGCCCGAGACCCCUCACAUCUCAUUCGGCUCGCUCGAACAAUAUACCCCCACUACAAGGAGCGGAAAAUUGCUCGCCAAGGUCACAAAAUAAUACCCUCAUUAAAUUUCGACGAAUCCAAUUCUGAAGAUGCUUACGUGUGUUUCCGCCGACGAGAUGUCAAGUCAGUUCGUAAGACCCGUCGGACGGAUACGACGCCUGCCGAAAAGGUCUCACGGCUACGGCAGGAGCUUAUCAAGGCGAAAGAUCUCGCUAACUUAACCGUUUCGCGUGAGGUCAAGAAGUUGGAGCUCAAUAAGGACGCGCGCAGCGUUCUCGAAGCGAGGAUCAGGUUUAUCGAGUUGAAAAGGAAGCAUCCACAGUUCUCGCUGAGCACAGAUGACCAACUACUCGUGGACCCCGAACGCGUGUUGGCCAAGCGGCCGAAGAUGACGUUGGAGCAGAACGCCGUGUCGCUGAAAAUACCGCGACGAAGUAAGGAUCCUACAGACUUAAAUUCGCCCUAUCCGGCCCUUGAAGAGCAAGUGCAUCCACAUGAGCGUGCCGAGUUAUUCGCUAAGGAGAUCGAGCGCCAAUGCGAGAUGAGAAAGAACUCGGGCUGGGAGGAUUAUUUAGAUCUCCCGACGAGUUUACCCAUCUCAGAUCACUUUUUUCACGCUCUUUCCCUCGCUGUAUCGCCAUCAAAGUCUUCGGUAGAGCACACAGGACGUUCACCGUUCUCGAUCCGAAUACGUACAGGGCGAGGCGGCCGGUCAUUCAUCGAUCGUCGCCCGUUCCACGGAAGAAGAAGAGGAGAUCCUCGGAAUACCCCACCCCCAGUUCCGCAACUAUUUUCAUCAACUCUCUCAUCUGAGGGUGGACUUUGGUCCCACUCACCGAAAGAGUUGACCGUUCAUAUCAAGUCGGAUGAGGGCGAUGAAGGCUCUCAUGAUGAGCCAAAGGAUGAGUAUGUGCGGAAGAUCAAUGAGCAGUGGAGGUUCGACGAUGAUGCGGUAGUGAUGGAAGAGGAGCAACGGGUAUUGAUUGAUGACUUUGACGCUCGGUAUAUUCCCUCGCGUCUUUCUCUAUUUGGGGAAUCGGAACUCAUUGGGUUGUCGGUGGACGAAAGCCACAUCCGCAACGCCGAACUGUACGCCAACGCUAAACAGGAGUCUGGUCAACGGGCACUUAUGGCGGCGCGGCACCAGUAUAUCGCGAUGAAGGAAAUGACGAUUAAGGAACGGAUGCGUCAGCAGCUUACAACGGCUGGGGGGCAACAUGGCGUUACUCCUAGUCAACCCGUUCCUAAUGGCAAUCCUCUUUCCAGACCCACGCCGGACCAGAAUGCCCAGAUGCAGAAUGCGGCGCUCGCCAUGCAAGCAUCAGGUCAGCUCCCGAUGAAUACCUCUGCUCUAGCUGCAGUUACACAGCAGCUACAGCAAUCCGGCACGAUCCCCGUGUAUAACGGGCAGAUGCCUCAGUCGGCAGCACAUUUGAAAAAGAUGGCCCAAAUGCCUAUGCUAGCACCGCAGCAGCGAGCCGGUUUCAACAUUUCCCAAACCUCUCAAAUGGCUGUCAAUGGGAAUUUGCCACAAAUACAGCAGCAACAAAUCCAGCAACCCCACCCCCAACUCCUUCAACAACCUUCACCGACAACACCAGCUUCAUCGCAGCCCCAAACCCAGUCCUCUGCAGGCCCAGCGCCUCCACAACCUACUCCGUCAUACAACCCCUCUCCUCAUUUAUCCCCAACUUCCAUGCGUCCACCCACUCCCUCCGUCUCACCCACAGAUCCCAACCCGGGUCUUACGCAAAACUCUCCUACACGCCCACCUUCUCAGAUCACGCAGCAGUCCCCCAUGGUCGUGCCUCAAAUCACUGGCAUGCCAUUCCACAGCGCAUUACCGUUCAACUAUACGCCGGGCCCCCAAGGUGUGCCGCAAUAUCCCACCCCAAAUGGAACAGCCCAACCGUCUCAGCCAUCUCAGAUAUUAGCGGGGCAACAGCAAUUACCGCAGCACUACUCGCGGGAGCAACUGGCGCACCAAAUAGCGCAACAGCACCAGCAUGCGGCUAUGAAGAAUGGAAUAAACACCGUGAACGGCGGGCAUCCAUACCUGAACGGAACAUCUCAACAGCAUGUACAGCAAAUGCCGAAUGGUGUACCUCGCAACGGCAUGAUGAUGAUGCCGCCGCCUCAAGCAUAUCAUGGCCUCCAUAUGGCGAAUAAUGCUGCGAAUGGGGCGCCGCCAGUGAUGAACAUGUCCGCGACAAACAUGCCGUUGAAAUCUGCGAGACAAUGGCCGCGUCAUAGCGGUGGUCAGGCGGAUAUAAAUAGCAACGCUCCAAACGGUAAUCCAACAGGUUCUCCUGUUAUGCAGCAUCACGUCAACUCGCCAAAUCUUGGAGGACAAGGCUCGCCUGUACGUAUGAACGGGGUGCUGCCUGGUGGGAGGAAUUCGCCUAUGAACCCUCAUCCAUCCCUGCAACAGUUGCCGCAACAUCAACCCUCGCCGCUGAUGGACGUACACCAUGGGGCACCUCAAAUUCCUUAUCGUGCCACCGCUUCUCCUCGUUCUGCCUCGUCGGUAGCUGACAUUGCAAUGCUUCAACAGCAUCGCCAGUCACAAUCACCUCACCUCGCAAUGCCGAGCCCCGCCCACCAGCAUCAGAUGCUUGGCAACGGUGCUGGCUGAGGCAUCAAUACUUCCGCCCUAUACUUGACCCCAUCACCCCCAUUCUAAUUUCUAAUCAGCCAAAGUCGUCGUCAUGCCCGUUCCCACCUCCCUUGCCAUUCACUUUUACCCUUGGCUCGUUGUAGCGUGCACCUGCUCCGCUCUAUGCCUUUUCUUAAGCUCCGCUUAUGAAAUCUUCUAGUGCGCAAUUCCACGCUUUGCAAUCCUUGCUUAGCGCCAAUUUCCCUUCACGCAUUACUAUUCCUCAUUUCCAUCCCUCUUAUCUGUUCUAUUCCGCCCUGAUGACCCCGGUAUCGACGACAACAUCAAUUCUCCUCUUUUUCCGGCUUUUCUAUUUUUUUUUUU